UUUUUUUUUAUAUAAUUUAAAGUAAAGAACAAGGUGUAGAAGGAUCCCUGUAUGCCUGUUUAUAUCUGAUUCUGUUUAAACACUAAAUCUGAUACCAGUUGAACCAAACUUGUAGUUAUUUUUCCCCAAAUAGUUUCUGUGGUUGUAACAUCCCUAUCAGAAGAACCAGGACAGCACAGGCUGGAAGCAGAGGUAGAUGUUCCCAUCAGAGCAGACAGGGCUCCCACACCCACCCAUCAUCGCCCCCUCCGUGGAAACCCACCCUCUGUUACUCACCUCUAUCUCCACACAGACACUGUAUGCAGGGAGCUCUAAGUAAAGCAUGGCCAACUCCGGGAUCCAGCUGCUGGGCUUUUUUCUGUCUUUGGUCGGGAUCGUGGGGCUGAUCAUCGGGACCAUCCUGCCUCAGUGGAAGAUGUCUGCGUACAUCGGGGACAACAUCAUCACAGCCGUGGCAAUGUACCAGGGACUGUGGAUGUCCUGCGCCUUCCAGAGCACCGGGCAGCUGCAGUGCAAAAUUUACGACUCCAUCCUGCAGCUCGACAGUUCGCUCCAAGCAACUCGUGCCUUGAUGAUAGUUGGCAUCAUUGUGUCCGUCACGGGUCUGGGUGUGGCCUGUAUGGGAAUGAAGUGCACCACCUGUGGAGGAGGUGAUAAACUGCGCAAGUCUCGCGUUGCCAUGACAGGAGGCAUUAUUCUGCUUGUAGGAGGGCUUUGUGCCAUUGUGGCGUGUUCUUGGUUUGCUCACAACGUCAUCAGAGCUUUCUAUAACCCUUACACUCCGGUCAACACGAAGUUUGAGUUUGGAGCAGCCAUCUUCAUUGCUUGGGGUGGUGCCUUCCUAGAUGUUCUGGGUGGAGCCAUGCUGGCCGCCUCCUGUCCAAGGAAGAAGCAGUUAUCCAAGUACCCAAAUAUGGCCGGCUCUCGCUCCAGUCCACCUAGCAGCAAUAAGGAAUAUGUCUGAUAUCUCCCUCUGCCGGCUGGGACUGCUGGGUAAAAAAAAAUUAACGAAGCUGUGGAAGAAGUGCCCCCACCCCCAAUUGUUGCAGCAUCAGAUGAGCAGAACCAGAGAUGUGAGAGCAGCAGACAGAAACAAGCAGGACAGAAAUGAGACCUUUACUUUUUAUGUGCAGCCAUGGCUGUAAUGAGCAUUUAAUUGGCAUCCACUGCUCUGAGUUGUUCCAUCAAAGAUGUUUCAUACUCCAUCCACACAUUCCACAGUUGUUUACAACUGGUCUUCUCAAAUACAUUAUAAUUGGAUCCUCCUAUUUAAUACACAAGGCCUUCAGGGUGUGACCACUUGGGUUGCAGCCUAAUAUCAUGGAUUAAGGCCAAUCUUUGCAGCAGUAUGGCAGAACUAGCAUUUAUUAGCACAUGUCAUGUAAUUGAAAGCAAUAUGUUCCACCAUGGUGUGCAGGCUACAACUCUGUCCACGUGAUGAUAAGCAAAUGUUUUAUUAUAUCUGUGUGUACUAAAAUAGAUAUUAUGAUGAGCUCGGUGGGACUUCUCACACAGGCUUCAUUGUGUAAACUAUACCAAACAACACCCAUUGCUCUUCAGAUCAGCCUGUUAGAAACUCUGCUCAGAUAGAAAGAAAUGUUUGAUACUGUCUUUUACCCUGAUCAUACUUCUAUUUAUUUUGUCGAGGGUAAGUGUAGGUUUGAAGGAUCUGUAGCUUGAUUAUACGUAGUUUUUACACUGUUAUUCUCUGAGCUGUAACUCCAAUUUUGUUUUUCCAAACAUCUGGCUCUUCAUCCAGAAUAAUGGGAACAUAGAAAAUGUAUGAAAAGAGUAUUUUUAACAUGUCAAAACAUAGAGAAAUAAAAACACUGCAGUUGUA
This is a messenger RNA of Girardinichthys multiradiatus, 1840 nucleotides long. RefSeq names its product claudin 7a (gene cldn7a). Gene Ontology annotation, biological process: cell adhesion; bicellular tight junction assembly. The coding region runs from base 323 to 964 and encodes 213 amino acids. The record is from RefSeq and is a predicted model, not a curated record. Gene Ontology annotation, molecular function: structural molecule activity. Lineage: Eukaryota; Metazoa; Chordata; Actinopteri; Cyprinodontiformes; Goodeidae. The transcript has 5 exons. Gene Ontology annotation, cellular component: bicellular tight junction; plasma membrane.